AGCGAGCUUUGAGGUUGUGCGCCCAGGCCAUGGCGCUGGCGCUGUCGUCGGCUCCCACAUUUUGCCACCGCGUGCUGGCGCUCAGGAGCGGGCAUGCGAGGCGCGGCAUCGGCCAGGUAGCGAUCGAUUCUCGCUCUUCCCGGAAGCGAUCGGCGCCAAUUGUAGCAGCGGUGCAAAUCGGCGGCGUCACGCUCACUCGCGAAGAGGUUGUGAGGCAGGACGAUCCCACAAACAAUGUGCCCGACUCGGUUUUUUCAAAGAUUGGACUCCAGCUCCAUAGAAGGCCCGAUCAUCCUCUGGGGAUCCUGAAGAACGAAAUCUACAGCUUCUUCGACGAGAAAUUCCCUGCCGGGCUGUUUCGGAAAUUCGAUGACUUGAGUCCAGUGGUUUCCGUCAAAUCUAACUUUGAUGAUGUUCUAGUGCCUCCCGAUCACAUAAGCAGAAGCUACAACGAUACAUACUAUGUCGAUGGAAAUACAGUUUUGCGGUGUCAUACGAGUGCGCACCAAGCGCAAAUGCUUCGAGAUGGCCUCACGCACUUCCUCGUCACCGGAGAUGUAUACAGAAGAGAUGCUAUCGACGCGACACACUAUCCAGUUUUCCACCAGAUGGAAGGCUUUCGUGUUUUUAGUGAGUCGGAAUGGAAAGACACGGGUUUGGAUGGUACAGAUUUAGCUGUAAAGGAUCUGAAAGAAACUCUCGAGGGUCUUGCCAAACGACUCUUUGGGAACGUAGAGAUGCGAUGGAUAGACACGUACUUCCCAUUCACCAAUCCGUCUUUUGAGCUGGAAAUAUUCUUCAAGGAAAAAUGGCUCGAGGUUCUAGGCUGCGGAGUCACCGAGCAAGAAAUCUUGAAAAGCAAUGGACAAAGUGGUAAAGUUGCGUGGGCAUUUGGUCUGGGCCUCGAGCGCCUCGCCAUGGUUCUCUUUGAUAUACCGGACAUCCGACUCUUUUGGACGUCAGAUCCUCGCUUCACUGCUCAAUUCAAAGCCGGGCAACUUGGAACGAAGUUUAAGCCUUUUUCAAAGUAUCCUCCCUGUUACAAGGACAUAAGCUUCUGGAUUACCGAUGCUUUCACGGAGAACAACCUGUGCGAGCUCGUCAGAGAUGUCGCUGGUGACAUUGCCGAAGAAGUGAGCCUCAUCGACCAGUUUACAAACAAGAAGGGGAUUUCCAGCCACUGCUACCGAAUAACUUACCGAUCCAUGGAGCGCUCUCUGACGGAUGAGGAAGUAAAUGCCAUUCAGGACAAAGUGAGGGAGGAAGUCGCAAAGCAGCUGCAAGUUACGCUGAGAUAAUUGUAAGUAAUGGAGUAGUUUCUUUCCAGGUAAUAAUUUUUGUCAAGCUAGUGUCUUUUCAUCUUUCCACAGCUUUUGGAAAUGAAUCAAGCUGACCAAAAUUUAUACA
Molecule: messenger RNA, 1407 nt
Organism: Selaginella moellendorffii
Lineage: Eukaryota; Viridiplantae; Streptophyta; Lycopodiopsida; Selaginellales; Selaginellaceae
Product: phenylalanine--tRNA ligase, chloroplastic/mitochondrial
Exons: 9
Coding region: 30-1298 (422 amino acids)
Biological process (GO): phenylalanyl-tRNA aminoacylation
Cellular component (GO): cytoplasm; mitochondrion
Molecular function (GO): tRNA binding; ATP binding; phenylalanine-tRNA ligase activity
Source: RefSeq, a predicted model, not a curated record